Messenger RNA from Culex pipiens pallens (northern house mosquito), 1898 nucleotides. RefSeq names its product zinc finger protein 62 homolog. The record is from RefSeq and is a predicted model, not a curated record. The transcript has 4 exons. Bases 38 to 1894 code for a protein of 618 amino acids. Gene Ontology annotation, molecular function: RNA polymerase II cis-regulatory region sequence-specific DNA binding; zinc ion binding; DNA-binding transcription factor activity, RNA polymerase II-specific. Gene Ontology annotation, cellular component: nucleus. Gene Ontology annotation, biological process: regulation of DNA-templated transcription. Lineage: Eukaryota; Metazoa; Arthropoda; Insecta; Diptera; Culicidae.
CGUUUUUGACAGGUAAUGAUUUCGAUCAUUAAUCGCGAUGACGAUUGAACUGUCAACAAGUCAAAACAAAAACAUAUUCCAGUCGAGUUGCCACUUCUACAAACGAAAUCAACCGAAAAUGCCCGUCUUCAAGCUGGCCGAAUUCCCGAACGUAUGCCGGCUGUGUCUGGUCGCGCCGGAGGGCAAGCUGGUCUCGCUGCGGACGCGGGAUCCCGUGUUCGACGGGGGCACCAUCGGCGACUUCAUCACCAGGAUCAGCUUCAAAAUCGAACAGCACAAAGCGCAUCUGUUCCCGCAGGUGGUCUGCCAGCCGUGUUUCGACCUGCUGAAGUUCUUUGCCCGGUACCGGACCAAGGUGACCAAUGUGCAUCUGCUGAUGAACGCGCUGGUGGAGUUGCGGUUCUCCAACUGCCGACCGCUUGUGGAUCUGUUCGAGAGAAAGCAGAGCGCGGUAGAGGUUCUGCUGAAGGACGUGGGGGUUUGUGAGGAGGUUGAGGACGCCACGGCCCAGACGCUGAUGGAGGAGUUUCCGACGUACGCGAUCGCCAGCGUGGAGCGGGCGGAUGAAAUCGAUGUCGUUGAGCCGGUUUGCGACGAUGUGGUGGAGUCGGAAAGGCCAGCGGUUCGGAGGGUUAAGAGGAAGGUCCCAGUGCAGAAGGUGGUUGUGAAGCGAGUCAAGAGGGUGAAGGCGGUUGAGUCUACUCAAGAUGAAUCGGUUGAGAGUAGUGUAGAACCUGCGGGAAUUGAUCAAGGUCAACCGGAUGAAAUUGAUCAGCCUGUUGCCCAAGAAGAUGACAGACAUUUGAAGGAGAUUAAACUGCAGUACAAGCUACGUUGCACAAAGUGUACCUACACGACGGAGUACCUGCGGGAGUUUGAAGCUCAUCAGCUCAUAGAACACGAGAUCAAGAGCCGCGAGUUCCACUGCGACAAACCGGGCUGUCCGGAGGUGUUCAAGGAUGCGUACCUGCUGUACAAGCACAACGUCAAGAUGCACAAGCCGUUCGUGUGUGACAUCUGCGGAACCGGGUUGAGCAGCCGGAGCGACCUCAAGGACCACAUGGCCCGUCACAAAAACGAUCAGAACUUUGCCUGCACGUACUGCGAUCGGCGGUUCAAUUUGAAGCAGGACCUGGGGACGCACAUCCGGCGAAUCCAUCUGAGUGAGAAAAAUUUCGAAUGCAAGACUUGCGGACUAAAAUUUACCUCAAAUUAUAUGCUGAAAACUCACUCGGAAACGCACAACGUGGAUAAGAGUUAUGCGUGCCAAACUUGCGGCAAGAAGUUCAAAUCGGCCGAGAAUCUCAAAAGUCAUCGUAUUAUUUACUGCGAUCAAGUCAAGUUACGGCACGAGUGCAGUCACUGCGAUAAGCGAUACCCCUCCCGGACGAAACUGAUAGACCACAUUGAGUCGGUGCACAGGAUCAAGUGCCGCUUCCCGUGCGACGUCUGCGUGCAGCCGUUCACGAACCCGGAAGAAAUGGCCACGCACCGGCUGCGCCACGACAACCCCAAGGAGCUCGAGUGCGGCCGCUGUCUGGUGGCGUUCCUGUCCGCCGAGGACAUGGCCGCCCACCUGUGCAUCACUUACCAGGAGAACUACUUUUGCUGCGGACGGGACUUCCGGUACCACUACGCGUACAACAAGCACAUGUUCAUCAAGCACGGCCAGAAGACGAACGCCCGCGUCCGACCGAACCCCGACGAACUGCUGGGGUUGUCCAAGCUUAGGAGGAAACGCAUCGAAAUGUGUCACAAGUGCGAAACUGUGUUUCCAACUCGGGCGAAAAAGCAGAGACACCAGGAAACCUGCACCGGUCCGCCGGCGGUUGCGCCUGAAGCUUCUACCAAUACUGCUCAGGACGAGCCGUUGAUUCCCAUGUUCAACUACUGAGACA